GAGUGCCCGGCUGCUGACGCCCCCGCGGCUCCGCCGGCGGUCUCCAACCCGUGCGGCCACGGCUGGGUGCUGCUCGCAGUGCUGGUGAGCUUCGUCCUCGGCUUCUCCGGCGGCGGCGCGGUGCGCCUCGUCCUCGGGCUUGCGACGCGGCGCCAGACGGUGACCACGGGGCCGGAUGGUGGGGACGUGCACGACGAGGACUACUCGGGCCGGUCUGCCGACAUCGCGGCGAUCCGGCUGUGCCCUGAUCGGAACCGGCCCCCCGGCAUCGCUGCGGCUGCGAGCUACCGGUUCCGACGGGCUCCCAUAGCAGCGGAGGUGGCCGCCUACCUUGCGGCGGGCGAGACCUACGCCGCCGCGGCGCUCGCGGCCGAGGCGGCGGCGGCGGGCCUGGCCUUCGCGGCCCGGGCGGCGGGAUGCCUCGUACCCCUCGCCGCGGCCAGCGCGCCUCCCGGGGCAGGUGCCGCGGCCGGCGUCGCGCCGGGGCCCCCGCCGGCCGCCGCGGCCGCGCUGGCCCCCCUCGCCGCCGGCGCGAUGGGGCCGGCUGCCGCCGGCGUUCCAGGCGGGGCGCCCGCCGGCCCCCCGGUGGCUGCCAGUGGCGCGCGGCGCAGUCGCUCUCUCGCGGUGGGCGCCGCCGCGGCCGCGGCUGCGGCUGCCCAGUGGGUGGCCGUCGAGAGCGCCGCCUUCGCCCGGCGCGGCGACGCGGUCGCCCUCCCGGCGAACGCGGUGGCGCACGGCGACCUCGCCAUCGCCCCGUCGCCUGGCGGUCCCAACGUCGUGCUCCGCAGCGCCCAGGCCAUGGACCCGACGGUGUACGCAGCGCUGGAGUCGGUGCGUGACCCUCGCGUCCUCGACGGGCCCCCGUUCGACGUGACCCGGCCUCGCCGGGGCUGGAGUGACAUCUGCAAGGAUCUCACGGAGACGGCGUACCCGACGUGGACGGCGCCUGGGCCUCGCACCGCGAAGUGGUGCGCGGAGUGGCUCGACCGUCGCUCGACGACGCCUGCGGCUCACCAUCGGCAGUUCCUCAGCGUGUUCGGGCUCCGACCGGGCGCCUGGGGGGUGGAGAUCUACGGGGCCGCCCUCCGCGUCCUGGAGGAGGCCGCCUGCUUCGACGGGGUGAACAUCUGCGACCUCGCCGGCAUCGAGUCCCUCAUGCGGAAGACCGAGCUCACGGAGUACGUCUACUGGAUGGAUUCGAUGGGCGCCACGGAGAAGGCUGAGGAGGACAAGGAGCCCAGCGCCUCCACGGUGACCUUCGUCGGCCUCAUGGACGAGGCCGCGAUCUUCUCGGGCCUCAACAAGGACACUGGCUCCGCCAUGGUCUGUCCGGCGUUGCUGGACCACGUGUCUCGGGAAGUGGAAAAGGAUGCUACAAUUCUGAAACAGGUGCGUAAAGCCAAG
Messenger RNA from Prorocentrum cordatum, 1404 nucleotides. The record is from the annotation of a GenBank genome assembly. NCBI's taxonomy places the organism in Eukaryota, Dinophyceae, Prorocentrales, Prorocentraceae.